Lactuca sativa (garden lettuce) is the source of this 1147-nucleotide messenger RNA. The record is from RefSeq and is a predicted model, not a curated record. Lineage: Eukaryota; Viridiplantae; Streptophyta; Magnoliopsida; Asterales; Asteraceae.
GAUGGGCAUAUCGGCAAUUCGAAAGUGAACAAAACAAAGGCGCCUAAUUCCUAUGCCUAAACAAGAGUCCACUGAUGACGCUCAAUCGCUCACGCCCCGAAUUCCGCCGUUCUUCGAUUUUAUUUAAAUAAACUAAUCGAUUGGAGCCUGUAUUUCUGAUUUCUUGCAACCCUUUUAUCUGAUUUGCAGCCGUCAAUCACGAUUCACAAAUCGAUUGGAGUCUGAUUUCUGAGUUUUUUGAUCGACAAUCACGCAUCCACGCCAUCGGAAGACGCUGGAAACCUAGAAAGACUAAUAUCUGGUUCUUUUGAUCAUUUCUGAUUUCAUGUGAUUACUAAUUUCUGAAAAAAGAGGAAGCCGAAUGGACGAGUAGUACUGAGGAGAUGGAGAUGUUAGGAGACAAUCGGAUUGAAGAUGUCCGUUGGUUAUGUUCCCUCUCAGAAUCCGAGUUGGAUCUACUUGUCAGCCUGAAGGAGAUGGCUAUCCAAAGGGCAUCUUUUAUCGGACAUGAAUCUUUGGCCAACAAUUUCGACUUAAAGAAGCUUAGAGAUUUGAGUUUUCUGUUAAUGCAAGUCCAAAAACAACAGUUGAAGGAAUCUGUUCAUGGAUGUGUGGAGAGAUUGAAUGUAGCAAGACAAGAAAUCAGUGAAGAAUUUAGAGAAAUGAGUGCAGAAGAGUUGAUGGCUUUCAUUGGUUCAGAUAGAAAGAAAAAGAUAUCUGAGUUGUUUGGUGAUGAUUUUCUUACAGGGAAGAAGAAGAAGAAGAGAAAAGAGUUGGGCCUGUAAGAACUUCAUUACAAUGAAAGGAUUUGGCAAGUUGGCCUUUAGGAUUUGGAUUGAGUUUAUGCCAUUGUUUGCUCUUUUUUUUAGGAUGUGUACACUGUUAUCCAUAUGUUUUAUAGAGAUAUAAAGGGAAAAUUACACUGCAGCAUAAUCAAUUGGACAGAUUGAAGGUACACUGUGAUCUAUUUCACGAAAGAGAGCCUCAGUUAGCAAUUGAUCAAGCUAUCGAUGGAUUGAAAAUAGUAAUCUUUUGAUGCUUAUAUUUCACUGAUGUGAUGAUGUUGUUAAAUUAGGAAAUAUAUGUUGAAAACUUGAAAUUAUUGACUAGUUGGUUGUGAAUGCUGCCUCUUCUUCUUCUUCAUCAA